Messenger RNA from Manihot esculenta (cassava), 1804 nucleotides. RefSeq names its product two-pore potassium channel 1. Gene Ontology annotation, cellular component: plant-type vacuole membrane. The coding region runs from base 547 to 1569 and encodes 340 amino acids. The transcript is spliced from 3 exons. Gene Ontology annotation, biological process: stabilization of membrane potential; potassium ion transmembrane transport. The record is from RefSeq and is a predicted model, not a curated record. Gene Ontology annotation, molecular function: potassium ion leak channel activity. Lineage: Eukaryota; Viridiplantae; Streptophyta; Magnoliopsida; Malpighiales; Euphorbiaceae.
AUUUUGUAUGCUUUCAACUAUUUAGUUUUGUAAUUCGCAGUUUUGCACGGAACUGGACAUAAACAAUGAAAAUCAAGUACUCAUCAUCCAAAAUAUUCGAUUUUCGUUCGUAAUUUGGAUUGGUGUAUGAAACUUCCUAGUCGCUUCUUCUCAAUGCAAUCCCAAUCCUUGUCUCCUGCCAAGAACAGAAUGACAUCCAGUAAAUUUUAGAGACUGGGCUUAGCUGCAAACAACAAUUUUCCCAACAGGGUUUAUAGGGACAUGCAAAUUUAGAAGGUAUUGGCAGGAAUUUGCAGGGAAAUUUCCCUGCUCAAGAGCACUUCAAAUACGAUAUGGACAUGCUUCCAUCUGUAAAACUUGCUCAUCAGUCUCCGGAAGGUCAAUCGCAGUGGAGGUAGUUGUAUCGAGUCUUGUUAGUGGGUGAGACUUCUAAACCUAGUUCCUCAAUUGACCCAAACCAACUUCUUUUCAUCUUGCAAUUCUGAUACUCAAAUCGUUUAAUUUUGAAUCAUCAUUCAAUCAUUCGCAGGUCUCCAAAUCAGCUUAAUGGCGUCGAAUGGUGCAAAACAGCCCUUGAUGUCUGAAACAAAUAACGCAUUUGCUCCCAAGAAAAGAAAUUUUCUCUAUGUUAAAAGUGCUCCUCUAGCAAAGUUUGUUUUUUCAGAAUUUGGCAGAAAAUUGCCUCCAAGUGCUGAAUCCAUUUUUGGGAAGCUGCACACCAGUUUCAGGGAAGUGGCCAUCUUACUGGCUGUCUACUUGGGUAUUGGGACCUUAUGCUUUUCCUUUGUCCUGGAUGAUCUGAAAGGGAAGAAAACAACUCCAAUUAUUGAUGCUUUAUAUUUCUGUGUUGUGACAAUGACCACUGUUGGAUAUGGGGAUCUAACGCCUGAUACCAGCUUUGUAAAGAUACUUGUUUGUGUUUUUGUCUUCAUAGGGAUGGCAAUUGUGGGAUUAAUAAUGAAUAAAGUUGCAGAAUACUUGGUCGAGAAGCAGGAAUUAAUGCUGGUUAAAGCACUUACUAAGCAUCAAAAAAAUGAUCCAUCUAAAAUCACAGAGACAGAAUUCAACAAACCGAUGUUCAAGUGUCUUUUGGCCAUGGCCAUUCUUUCAGUGCUUAUGAUGAUUGGAACCAUAUUCUUACUCGUAAUUGAAGAUUUAAACAGCAUUGAUGCCUUAUUUUGUGUAUGUUCAACUGUGACGACCCUGGGCUUUGGAGACAAGAGUUUCUCAAGUGCAGGUGGCCGUGCUUUUGGUAUACUGUGGAUACUGAGCACUACUCUUGGUAUGGGCCAGUUUUUUCUCUACGUUGCGGAGCUAUUCACUGAAAGCAGACAAAAGGCACUGGUAGACUGGAUUCUUAACUGGAAGAUGACCAAUCUUGAUCGUAUUGACAAUAAUGGAGUAGUUGGGUCUGCUGAGUUCAUCAUAUCGAAGCUUAAAGAGAAGGGGAAGAUUGGGGAAGAAGAUAUCUCAGUUGCCUUGAAAGAGUUUGACGUUCUUGAUGUUGGUGAAAUUGGAAUCUUGUUAGCAUCUCAUUUAGUACGUGCUAAAACUGCUCAAAGGAAGUGAUAUGAGGCAAUGAGAAGUGGCUAUUAGCUUUGUAAAAAUUUUAUAUAGAAUUUAUGUAUUUUCCGAGUGUCUAUUCAUAGAGACCACAGUAGUUGUGCUUCCCUGGUCCGGGGCUGUGCGCUUUUCUACAAGCUAGCAAGCUAGCAAGCUUGCAAAUUUAAUUUUCUAGUUGCCUUGUUUUAAUUUUAUCUUUUGCCAAACCAAUUAUGAAAAUAAAAUUUUAAAAUUAAUUAAG